GCAAAACCAGUACUAGCGCUUACUGACCAUAUUCACGAUGCACGGAGCAGCCGCAGUUCUUUUGGUUGUGACAUCAUUGACGAAGUUGCUGCUUGUGACUGAAGCAUUCACUCUGGUGUACCCCCGCCUUCUUGAAGAGCGAGGACAGGAUGGUGAACUUUUGCUUCACAUAACGGACGAGCUCAUUCUUAAUCUGCAAAAAAGCUCGAUAGCGGCACCUCUACUACGUGUGGUUCGUUACGAGAAUGGCAAGCACGUCACAACCCUUCGCAAAGGUGAAGAGUUUGAUGGCAGCCUGUACCACAGCCUGAAAGAGUCCGCAUCAGUGUAUGUUUUACGUUCAGAAGAUGGCGUCGAAGUGGAGGGCAUCAUUGGUCCGUAUAAGCGCAUCGAACCGAUGCUAACGGUGGCAAGAACCACGGAUGGACGAAUUGCCCACAUUGUACACAACAUCGAAGCACAUGGAUCGCCUAAUCCUGGGUCCUUUGACCACGAACUUGCUCCACGCAACCUAAUUUCUACCACUAACACUGGGACGCCGCAAAAUGUACCAGGAACUGUGGAGGUUGAAUUGUUUGUCACGGUGGACUCAUUCCACAGCAAACAUUUUAAUGGAACAAAGAAGCUCAUUGCCUACGUCUGCAUCAUGAUGAACGCCGUUAACCUGUGGCUUGCUGAGACUAGCCAACCCAGAAUUAAACUCCUGCUCACCGGUGUGGAAACGAGUGAGGAUGAGGCGUACCUCAAAUCAAGACAUCACUCUAUUAGUGCCGAAGAAACUAUCCAACAGCUGAAUAAGUAUGCUACAGAAUAUAAGAAUAAGCACGGGAAUCCAGAUAUCUUAUAUCUGUUGUCAGGCCGAGACCUGUACGGCCAGAGGAAUGGGUGGCCGGACAACACAUUGAGAGGUCUUGGAUACAACAGCGGCCUCUGUGCCUAUUAUCACGUUGCCCUCGGCGAAGACAAGGCUGGGACCUACAGUGGGACUGACACCGCUGCCCACGAAAUCGGCCACCUUCUGGGCGCCACACAUGACGGUUUGCCUCCUGAGCGUAAGUAUCCCGGCAAACCAGGCUCCCUGAUGUGCUCAAGGUUUUAUGGCUACCUCAUGAGUUACAUAAAGAAUGGUGCGGCCAGUCACCACUACUCAAGCUGCAGUCUCGGCCAGAUGCGAUAUUUCGUCAGCCGUGUAAGGCCUUCAUGCUGGGAAGUGAAUGCUAAAAAGAUAUACAAUGUAACGAAAAAAUACCCUGGCAUGGUGAUGACGACAGAAGUUUAUUGCCAGAGGUUACUUCCUGGCGAACAGAAUGUUACCGCUGACCCGUAUGAAGGGUUCAAGGCCGCGUGCAUGGUGCGUUGCUUGUACAAUCGACGCGGUCAAGUGAUCCACACUGGACAUACUGAGUACAAAGACGUAGAUGCGCUGGAACAUACACCUUGCGGAGAAGAGAAGGCGUGCAUACAAGGCAUCUGUACAGAGAAGCCCUCGAAGAAGAAAGGACACUGAUGCGUGCAAUGCCAACCAAUUUAUAUUGACUGAAAUUGAGAUAACAUACAAUAUUGCAUACGUGGGAAGCGCUGCGAUCGUUUUAUUUUUCACAAAUGAAGUUGCCUGGCUGAGACUCACCUAAU
Messenger RNA from Dermacentor albipictus, 1632 nucleotides. RefSeq names its product venom metalloproteinase BumaMPs1-like. The record is from RefSeq and is a predicted model, not a curated record. NCBI's taxonomy places the organism in Eukaryota, Metazoa, Arthropoda, Arachnida, Ixodida, Ixodidae. Gene Ontology annotation, biological process: proteolysis. Gene Ontology annotation, molecular function: metalloendopeptidase activity.